Messenger RNA from Purpureocillium takamizusanense, 468 nucleotides. RefSeq lists its product as uncharacterized. NCBI's taxonomy places the organism in Eukaryota, Fungi, Ascomycota, Sordariomycetes, Hypocreales, Ophiocordycipitaceae. The record is from RefSeq and is a predicted model, not a curated record. The transcript has a single exon. The coding region runs from base 1 to 468 and encodes 155 amino acids.
AUGGAGAUCGACUGGAGCAAGCCGGAUUAUCUUUACCGCGUCACUUGCAGCUGCUGCUCACAGGCACUCACCGUCGAGGGUGAGGGCAUCGUGGCCCGCUCGCUCGACGACGUCGACCUCUUCGCUCGGUACAAGGAGAAAAAGCUCGCGAAGCUGCAGAGGUGCUUCGAAAAUCACAUGGACUGGUCAUGCAGAGAGCCUUCCCCUUUCAUGUCGGCAUACGGGGACAAGGAGACGGCAACGACAAGAGCCGCGAACCGCGCCGACGACGGGCAUACUGAUGUGGCCGUGACCAUGAUCGACGCGAGCUGUCUCGGUAAGGGGACGGUUCGGCACGUGGAUAAUGUGAGGAAACAGUUCGGCAUCCGGCUCAGGCCUGAAGUGUACUACGGUUCCCAGUACGAGUAUCUUAUCUUGCAUCGUGUUCCCGAAGCGGCAAUACUGGUCGUAGAGCAUGUUGGCCCUUGA